CGUACUCAAUGGAUGUCUUCAUUGAAUAACAACUGAUUUAUUGUUUAUGUUUUGAAUUGAUUUGCGAUUGAAUUGAAAGUUGCGUUCAUUUGAAGGAUUGGAUUAUCGGCUGAAAUGGCGGUCAAUAUGUUUGGUCUCAUCGUUUCGGGAAGACUUGUUGUGACGGACUUCGUGUCAGUCGAUGUGAACAAGUGUUUGAUUACAAUCCAAAACGCCGAUGACAUCAAUCACGUGGUCGUCUUCAUGACCGGCACUCAACCCUUUCCCGAAGGGAUGGCCGGAUCUGUGUACUUCAGUUUCCCGGACCCGUCAUCGCCGCCGACGUGGAUCUACUUGGGCUUCAUCUCCAACGACAAGCCGUCGGCCAUAUUUAAGAUCACAAAAUUAAAACAAUUGAAUGAUUUAAACGGUUUGUUUGUCUUUGCAUUGGAAGCGAUGCGCGAAAUAAUAAGUGCUCUUUUAAUUGAUCCUACAAUAGGGUCGACAGCGGGCCCACCGGUCGCCACCGGCUUUGGUUUCGCGCAACCGAUUGUGUCACACGUGGCACAGAUCGGCAUUUCGACGGAACCGUUGGCCGUUAUCUCGCAGAUGACGGCCGACCCGAACGCUAACGUUUCCCAACAAAACAAUUUCGAAGAGUUCGCGAUUAAAGCGGCAGAAAAUCUGUUCAAUUAUUGCACUUCUUUUUCAAAUAAUUUGCAACAG
Messenger RNA from Medioppia subpectinata, 705 nucleotides. Lineage: Eukaryota; Metazoa; Arthropoda; Arachnida; Sarcoptiformes; Oppiidae. The record is from the annotation of a GenBank genome assembly.